This is a messenger RNA of Aaosphaeria arxii CBS 175.79, 574 nucleotides long. RefSeq lists its product as uncharacterized. The transcript has a single exon. Lineage: Eukaryota; Fungi; Ascomycota; Dothideomycetes; Pleosporales. The record is from RefSeq and is a predicted model, not a curated record. Bases 238 to 438 code for a protein of 66 amino acids.
CGCCAGCUCCACAAUACACUACUUAACGGCAGCCUCAUCCAGUUUAUGAUGAGGUUGUUUUCGCGCUGCGCGUAGAGGAGAGCAGACCCAUGGCUGGGCACCCGGUCUAGAUACGCCUGUUUUUGGUGUCAUGAGAGACUGGGAAUCAGCAGAGGUCACAUCUAUUCAUCUAGAGAAAAUCGUUUCUGUCAUUCACAGGAUUAACCGUACUCCAUAGACUUGAUACACUAUUCAAAAAUGCAUUUGAUCAUUUCAAGGCACGUGUUUACGUGCAUCGGUGCCGGAAUCAUUGUCGCUGCCUUCAUCUACCAACAGCAAUCACCGUACUGCUUGAAUGAACAUAUGCACAGGGGCAACCCCAAAGAUAGACCAGGAUGGCUGAUCAUUCGUAUAUACUGUUCUCUCUCAUCCGUUUCUUUGCCUGACGUGUGCACCUAGUACUUCGUGUAAUGAAGACUUCAUCAGUACAAGGACCCCUGCAUGUCACCAAUAGGUCUGUAGCAGGAAUUGAACCAUCUCUGUGUUUGAUGCCUGUCACCUCUUGUGGCGACAAAGUUGAUAACGAAUGUGCAAU